AUGAAAUCAUAUUGUAAAUAAAAUAAUUAAAAGUGUAAAAUUAGGCAAGGCUAAUAUUUGAGAAUUUAACAAAGGUCAAAGUAGAAAAUUAAAAAUCACGGUUUUGUUACUUAACAUUAUUGUAAAGCAGUAUUUAUUUAAAUAGAUUGAUUAGAAAAAAGUUGUUACCAUAUAUCUAGUUAUUAUUUUAAUCCAGUAUAUUAUUUGAAAGACUUACAGAAGACAGUUUUGAAUAAGAAAUCUUAAAGUUCAGCAUUUUUUAAAAGAAUCUAUAAAAGCAUUAUUUGAUAACAUCUAGAAUUUAGAAUUUGAAAAAGAACAAAUGCAAGAGAAACUCUUUAAUAUUCCAUUAAAUAUAAGUAAGAGAUGUAAAGUUAUAUUGUUUAAAUGAAAACUUUAGGAUUAUCAUUUACUAUUAGAAUGAAACUUUAAUAUAUUAUAUAGAGAAUGAUUAUUUUAGAUAGAUAUUCAAUGAGGAAAAUCAUUCUUGUGUUUAAAAUUCUUUAUUGAUUUGA
Messenger RNA from Paramecium primaurelia, 515 nucleotides. The record is from the annotation of a GenBank genome assembly. NCBI's taxonomy places the organism in Eukaryota, Ciliophora, Oligohymenophorea, Peniculida, Parameciidae.